AUCGGUCGUCAGAUUAUGGUGAGAGUGGUGAGUGUACUCUUAGGAACACACUCCCGAUCAGGAAGAGACAACUCUUCUGCUGACCUCUUGUUGGGAGCUGGAGGCACUUAACUUUCUCUACAGGUUUGCCGCCCUCGCUGACAAGGUCAGGCUCAAAUAUUGUCAUGUCAACAAAAGCCAUCUCCGAGCAGACAGGGAAGGAGUUCCUGUAUAAGUAUAUAUGCACCUCAGCUGCUGUGCAAAACCGCUUCCGAUAUGCUCGGGUCACACCAGAAACGGAUUGGGACCAACUCACACAGGAGCAUCCAUGGCUGCUAACAGAGUGCCUGGUGGUGAAGCCAGAUCAGCUGAUCAAGCGACGUGGGAAGUUGGGGCUGGUAGGAAUAAACCUGAACCUGCAGGGUGUCAAAGAGUGGCUCUCUACUCGCUUGAAUAAAGAGACCAGUGUGGGGAAGGCAAAGGGUGUGCUAAGGAACUUCCUCAUUGAGCCUUUUGUGCCACACGCACAGGAAGAGGAGUUUUAUGUGUGUAUAUAUGCCACCCGUGAGGGCGACCAUGUUUUGUUUCACCACGAGGGAGGUGUGGAUGUUGGCGAUGUGGACAUGAAAGCCCAGAGGCUGAUGGUGGCUGUGGACGACAAGCUAACGGAGGACCAAGUCUCGUCACUGCUCCUUGCACAUGUUCCAGAUGAGAAAAAAGGAGUCCUGGCCAAUUUCAUCGUGGGCCUCUUUAACUUGUAUGAAGACUUGUACUUCACCUACCUUGAGAUCAACCCUCUUGUUGUUACCCAAGAUGGUGUCUAUGUCCUUGACAUGGCUGCAAAGAUAGAUGCCACUGCUGAUUACAUCUGCAAAGCCAAGUGGGGUGAUGUGGAGUUCCCCCCUCCAUUUGGCAGAGAGGCCUAUCCUGAGGAGGCAUACAUUGCUGACCUGGAUGCAAAGAGUGGUGCCAGUCUCAAACUGACUCUGCUGAAUCCUCGUGGCAGAAUCUGGACCAUGGUGGCUGGUGGAGGCGCUUCCGUUGUCUACAGUGACACCAUCUGUGACCUAGGUGGCGUUGAUGAGCUGGCCAACUAUGGCGAGUAUUCUGGUGCGCCCAGUGAGCAACAGACCUACGACUACGCCAAAACCAUUCUCUCCCUGAUGACUCGAGAAAAACAUCCUGAUGGGAAGGUUCUAAUCAUUGGGGGAAGUAUUGCCAACUUCACAAAUGUUGCUGCCACGUUCAAGGGCAUUGUCAGGGCCAUUAAAGACUACCAAGGUCCCUUGAAAGAGCAUGAGGUGAACAUCUUUGUUCGACGUGGAGGACCCAAUUACCAGGAAGGGCUCAGAGUAAUGGGUGAAGUUGGAAAGACCACCGGUAUUCCUAUCCAUGUGUUUGGAACAGAGACUCACAUGACUGCCAUAGUUGGUAUGGCCCUCGGUCACCGUCCAAUCCCCAAUCAGCCUCCAAUGGAUGCACAUACUGCAAACUUCCUCUUGAAUUCUAGCAACAGUGCAAUGACCCCAGCUGCCACAAGAACAGCCUCAUUCUCCGAAACCCGACUGGCAAAUGAAGUGUUACCGACCACAAAGGCUAAAGCGGGUUCUUCAGCAGACCCUCUCCAUUCUAAACUGUGGCCUUUGAGGAACGUGGUCACAGGUGAUUUGAAAGUGCAAGCCUCUUCAGGCUGCAGUGGAGCCAAAGCCACGACACUGUUCAGCAAACACACCAAGUCCAUUGUCUGGGGAAUGCAGACGCGUGCUGUGCAAGGGAUGCUGGACUUCGAUUACGUCUGCUCCCGGGAGGAACCCUCAGUUGCUGCCAUGGUCUACCCUUUUACUGGGGAUCACAAGCAGAAAUUCUACUGGGGCCACAAGGAGAUUCUGGUUCCAGUUUACAAAAACAUGGCUGACGCUAUGAAGAAACACCAUGAGGUGGAUGUUCUGAUCAGUUUUGCUUCCCUGCGUUCAGCCUUCGACAGCACGAUCGAGGCCAUGCAUUAUCCUCAGAUUCGUACUAUUGCCAUCAUAGCAGAGGGUAUCCCCGAAGCUCUGACCAGGAGGCUGAUCAAACUGGCUGACGAGAAGGGAGUAACAGUUAUUGGACCUGCAACGGUUGGAGGCAUCAAGCCCGGUUGUUUCAAAAUUGGCAACACAGGAGGCAUGCUGGAUAACAUCCUGGCUUCCAAACUUUACAGACCUGGCAGUGUGGCAUAUGUGUCUCGUUCUGGAGGAAUGUCCAAUGAGCUCAACAACAUCAUAUCCCGCACCACUGAUGGAGUCUACGAGGGUGUGGCCAUCGGGGGUGACAGAUAUCCUGGUUCCACGUUCAUGGAUCAUGUUGUCCGGUACCAAGACACUCCUGGGAUUAAGAUGAUAGUAGUUCUUGGAGAGAUCGGUGGCAUGGAGGAGUACAAGAUCUGUCAGGGCAUCAAGGAUGGCCGACUGACCAAACCAAUUGUGUGCUGGUGCAUUGGGACUUGCGCCACCAUGUUUGCUUCUGAGGUUCAGUUUGGCCACGCUGGAGCAUGUGCAAACCAGGCGUCGGAGACAGCAGUGGCCAAGAACCAGGCACUAAGAGAAGCUGGAGUUUAUGUGCCAAAGAGCUUCGAUGAGCUAGGCGACGUUAUCAAGACAGUUUACGAUGAACUGGUGGCCAAUGGGACCAUCGUCCCUGCACAAGAGGUUCCACCCCCAACUGUUCCCAUGGAUUACUCCUGGGCCAGGGAGUUGGGCCUGAUCCGAAAGCCAGCUUCUUUCAUGACCAGCAUCUGUGAUGAGCGAGGGCAAGAGCUCAUCUAUGCUGGCAUGCCCAUUACAGAGGUUUUUAAGGAGGAGAUGGGUUUAGGGGGGGUUCUGGGACUGCUCUGGUUUCAACGCAGAUUACCACGCUAUGCGUGCCAGUUCAUUGAGAUGUGCCUGAUGGUGACGGCUGACCAUGGGCCUGCUGUCUCUGGUGCUCAUAACACGAUCGUCUGUGCUCGGGCAGGGAAAGACUUGAUCUCCAGCCUGACCUCAGGCCUACUCACCAUUGGAGACCGCUUUGGAGGCGCUCUGGACGCAGCCGCCAAACAGUUCAGUAAAGCCUUCGACAGUGGCAUGCUGCCCAUGGAGUUUGUCAACAAGAUGAAGAAAGAUGGGAAGCUGAUCAUGGGCAUUGGGCACCGUGUCAAAUCAAUCAACAACCCAGACAUGCGGGUGCAGAUCUUAAAGGACUUUGUAAAGCAACAUUUUACUUCCACCCAGCUGUUGGACUAUGCUUUGGAUGUGGAGAAGAUCACCACCUCCAAGAAACCAAACCUGAUCCUCAAUGUUGAUGGUUUUAUUGGUGUUGCCUUUGUGGAUCUUCUCAGAACAUGUGGAGGCUUCACACGUGAUGAAGCUGACGAGUUUGUGGAGAUCGGAGCCUUAAAUGGGAUCUUUGUCCUCGGCCGGAGUAUGGGCUUUAUUGGUCACUAUCUGGACCAGAAACGUCUGAAACAGGGUCUGUACCGUCACCCAUGGGACGACAUCUCCUACGUGCUGCCUGAACACAUGUCCAUGUGAGCAGUAGGAGGUGCUGGAGUUCUCUCCAUGACAAAAGCCUUUAAGAAGAUGGCCGGAAUAUGGGCGCUCCACCCGAAGCGAGGAUGAGUGGGGAACGUGUCUGUUUUUAUCGUCAUUUUUAUGGGGGAUCUGGGUGAGACAUCUAUUUUUAGAUUUAAGGAGGGGUAACUUUUUGGAUAAAACUGGCCCAUCAAGCACUCCACUUGAUAGGCGUUAUAGCACUCUGAGAUAUCCUGGGUUCAUCUGCUUCUUUGAAACUAUUGUCAUCUAUAUUAAUAUUUGUUUUUACACUUUCAAUUGCAACCUUAAUUUAUUAUUUCUGCUUUUGACACUUUGAGACCAGACAAAUUUCUUUCACACAUGUAUUUGCUAUGGCACCUUAGUUUGACAUAGAUGGAUCCAGUCAGGUGGGUCGAGUGUGGAACCAUUGAAACCAAACAGACCAGAAUCAAGCCAAAGUCUUGCUGAAUAAAUGUGAACACAGUCAUGUAUUUAAAAAGAAGCGAAAAGUGAUGCUUACAGGCAGGUCCAAGUGUCACUUCUCUGGUGUACACUGUCAUAAUACUGUUAAUCCUGCUGCUUUCCUGAAGUCAGAAGUGGAUUUGGUGAAAAGCUGAAGCUGAAGCCAUGAAGCUGGUAACAAUAUGAAGGAGUGCUUUAAGAAUGGCCUAGUUUCUGCUGUGUGGGACCUGCUUGACUUUCAUCUAUAUUUUCGCUGUGUUUAACUGUGACACUCAGUCAUAUGUUGUGGGAGAAAAAUAAAACAAUUGUUUCCUU
This is a messenger RNA of Synchiropus splendidus (mandarinfish), 4304 nucleotides long. Its product is annotated as ATP-citrate synthase. Bases 165 to 3527 code for a protein of 1120 amino acids. The transcript is spliced from 30 exons. The record is from RefSeq and is a predicted model, not a curated record. Gene Ontology annotation, molecular function: ATP citrate synthase activity. Gene Ontology annotation, cellular component: cytosol. Gene Ontology annotation, biological process: citrate metabolic process; acetyl-CoA biosynthetic process; fatty acid biosynthetic process. NCBI's taxonomy places the organism in Eukaryota, Metazoa, Chordata, Actinopteri, Syngnathiformes, Callionymidae.